Molecule: messenger RNA, 354 nt
Organism: Lichtheimia ornata
Lineage: Eukaryota; Fungi; Mucoromycota; Mucoromycetes; Mucorales; Lichtheimiaceae
Exons: 3
Coding region: 1-354 (117 amino acids)
Source: RefSeq, a predicted model, not a curated record
AUGAAACCAGACGAUGUCGUUGUGCAACUAAAACGCAAUGGCUCCUUUGAUCAACUACGCAAACAGCUACUCACAGACUUUCAGAAUGAGCCUGAAGGCAAAGCAUUUCUAGCCAAGAUCAACGACUUUAUGGAGACUAUGAUACUCAAGGAUCCAACACUGCUGGAAAAAGAUCGUUCAGCGUUCCUUUCGUUGGUUACCAGUGAGCUGGAAAAGGAAGGCAUGUAUCAAUCCGUCAAGGAACAGGUUCUUGAAAACAUGCUACAAAAGAAGGAUUAUCAAGAUCAGAUCGAUGAGCAGAUGGAACAAGUGAUUGCUAGUCGUCAAGAGCCUUCGUCGUCGUCCUCGUCAUGA